Molecule: messenger RNA, 3819 nt
Organism: Dendronephthya gigantea
Lineage: Eukaryota; Metazoa; Cnidaria; Anthozoa; Malacalcyonacea; Nephtheidae
Exons: 6
Coding region: 709-3339 (876 amino acids)
Source: RefSeq, a predicted model, not a curated record
UUUUUGAGCACUCAGUCUGAACGCAGCCUAAACCUUUGACAUGCAUGCACCAAAGAUUUAUAUUCAGUUAUGUAAAUGUCAAAACAUAAAACUUCUUUAUUGUGAGACGGCCAUAGAUGUAUGAUAAUUGCAAAAACAAUUUCCCAUUGUAUUAUGUUGUCUAUAUGUUUCCAACCAUGCAAUUAUCCGCAAAGAACCUCUAUCGCCUCUAAGAGUCCUUUGGCGCAUUGUGACUAUUAUUUGUCACAUGCAUUUGGACAUUUAAUAACAGAUAACUUAUAAGCAACGUGUUUGAGUUUAAAAGUGUCGAAAUAUAUAAAUGUUCUAUAUUGGGAUGAAUUUGAAAUAAGCAUUUAGUAUUUGGAAACAUUGGACGAAAACAGUUCUGAAGUAACCGUUCUCGGUAGCCCGAGAUAUAUAGCAUAAGAUUGUUGACAGGCACCACAGCACUUCCAUCUGUCACUAUUUUAUACACGGUGACUUUAAAAAACAUGUUGUGCAAAAUAUAUCUAAUUUCAAUUACUAAAUCGUUACGUCAUGUAGUGUCAUCUAUAUCUAGCUACCAUAUAUAAAUGCAGUAUGUGUCGAUCAUGAGUUAACUAUUCUUAUUGUUUUGAAGAAUCUUUGUAUAGAGCGCUCCAUGUCAUCAAUAGCGUAUCUGGAUUGUAGUAAGCAAACGUUUUCUCGUUUCUGUUUUUGUUUGUAGAAAUGGAUUCCAAACUUGGUGUUGCAUUCUCAGGCGGUGGAAUUCGGUCAGCGGCCUUCUGUUCAGGGGUUCUGCGCAGGCUCCUUAAAAAAGAAGCAGAACCUGAUUAUUUAAGCUGCGUGUCUGGCGGAGGUUACACUGGAAGUGCUUACGUCGAGUGGAAAUAUCGAAAGAGAAACUCUACGGAUUGGACUGAGAAAUUCUUUGAGAAUAUGCGAAAACGAGCAGGAUAUUUCUGCAAUUGGCAAAGUCGCGAUUGUUGCUGUGACUCCAUGAUAUUAUGCUCUUUGCUUUUUUUUGUUUCAGUAUUCGUUCCAAUUGUUGGUUGGGGUUCUUUCGCUUUUCCAAUUGCUUUCUUCAUCAAACUUUUGUACGGGAAGUUUCUCGAUGGUGCAAAGUGUAGAUACCUGGCUGGCAGCUCCGAUUGUAAUGAACGGGCCUUCCUUUUUUCCAUAUCUUUGGUUGUUGUUGUUCUUUUCCAUUUCCUUGAAUAUCUUUGCAAACAUUGUGGCGAGAACAGAAGAAAUUACUUAAAGAUGAAGUGGGUGAGGGUGUUUCUUAAAUUGGGCCAGUUGUUUGCUGGUGCUUCGUUUGCUUUCACUCUUCUGCCAUGGUUUAUUCACGAUUUCCUGCGAUAUUUGCAUUCUGUCAUUCAGGUCGGGAUAGUUUUGAUCACUGUAGUCUUCUGGUUUUUUGUUCCACUUUUGCGAAAAUACUCUUCUCUGGUAAUUUUGAUUUAUUAUUACUCGUACGUCGUGUACUGGCAUCUGUUCAGGAGAACGUUAUUCCACUUAAAGUAUACGAAAGAGAGAUUUGAAUUAUGCCUGUAUGCAUCUUUGUGCAUAAUAGCAGCAUUCUCGAUUCUGGGAGAUAUUCCACUUCGCCUGGGUUACGUCUAUAACAGGUGGAGAUUGCAAAAAGCGUUUUAUUACCACGAGGACAAUGACAAAUUCUGUACAUGUGAAGAACAAUGUUGCUACUGUUUUGAUAUUUUUGCUGGGGGCCACUGUUCAUCGUGUUGUUGUGCAUCUUGCACGUGUCCACCAAAAGACAAACAAGGGGCUAUAAACGACCAGCGAGCAGUGACAUUAGGAGACUUAAAAGGAAUAAAACCAGAGUAUUUGAGCAAUAUGGUGGUGAGUGGUUGGCGCCGAAAAUACGAUCAAAAAUAUUGUCUUCUUACCAUGAGCUCUAAAGGUAUUUCUGUGAUAGACCAACAACCGCGGACUGGUCAGGUUCGUCGAUCUUGUCCUUCGGCGCAUUCUGCGGUAAGAAAUCAUCCACCACAACGUCACCAGAAUCUCGAAGAAUUCAGAGAAAGCUGUUUAGAUGGCGAAUAUUUCAAAGGGAAGAUGAAACCCAGCGAUGUGAAAUUAUCCUCAGCCAUGGCAAUGUCUGCUGCGGCAGUUUCACCCAACCUUGGAAAGCAUAAGGCAGAAGAAAAUAGAUUUACGCAUAUUUUAACCUUGCUCAACAUGGAGAUGGCUGCACACCUUGUUUAUAAUAUGACGGGCGAGAGAGAAAGCGGCGUGUGCCACCAGUUUCGGUUAUAUUUUGCAAAUCUAACCGUGUCUCGGUUAAUCGGUGGUGGAGGAUUUGGAAUAUGGAAAUUGUUGAAACCCUACAGCCACGGCUUCCCUGUGUUAACUACAAUUGGUAUUAUAUCAGGAGUGUUCGGACUAUUACUAGUGAUGUUGUUCAUCUAUAUUUGUUGCUGCAAUCGCGUGAAUUGCUAUGAUGGUUGCGAUUCCUGUGAUUGUUCUGAUUCGUGUAGAUGUGACGAGAAUGUAAAAAAAUUGACCCCAACCAGAUGGCUCACUGUACACCUGCCCAUUUAUCGUUUUCUUCUUUCCCUUGUACAUUUCAUCCACGAUGGUCCAAAACCACCAGCGAUGUUGCAUCUCAGUGAUGGCGGCCAUUUUGAAAAAUAUGGUCUCUUACCCCUGUUAAAAUUGCGACUGCCGAGAAUUCUGAUCGCGGAUGGUUCCUAUAUCAAAUCAGACGAUGAUUACGGCAAGGAAAUUAUACAGAUAAUGAAUCAUGCACGUGAGAUAUUAGGCUGUUCUUUCAAUGCAAUGGAUGGAGGAGAUGUGUUGGCUGAUAUAAGGAAUAAAUAUGUCCACCCCGAGGAUGGAAUUUAUCCAAGAAUGUAUGAAUUCAAAGUUCGUUACUCCGAUAAAGGUUGCCAUGAGGUUCGUGAAGGCCAUAUUGUCUUAAUUUCUCCGCGUUCUCAGCCAUCGGAGGAUUCCUUAUCGGGUACAGCCAGUGAAUCUAUGGAGAUGACAGAAAGAGGUGGCCAAAGCUUCAGGGGUAAUACUCCGGUGACAUGGCAAACCGUAGGUGAGAAUCUUGACCAAAGAAGAUGGGGUUCGGGACCCAUUCUCAAAGAGGAAACAAUCAACGAUAUUUCUGGUUUCCCUGCUGGAUUAGGCUGUUGUGAUUGCAAGAGUCGUUGUUCUUGCUGUGAUAGUUUCUUGGCCUUUCCCCGUCAUACAACUGUGAAUCAAUUUUUUACACCUCGUUUGUUCACGGUUUAUCACAGAGAAGGUUACAGAGCGUGUAUGGAAUGCGAUGAUUUUCUAAAACCAGCUAGUAAAAGUUUCAAACAACCCAGAUUUAUGACACAUGUGUAGUUUACUCACCAACAUCAAGAACUGGUUAUGUAUGGGCGCGUCUGUUACAUGCACAGAAUGAUUGAAAUAUCCAGCCUGGACAAAUGUUUAUUUUAUUGUUUUCAUCCAGGAAAACUACCGGAAUUGAGUUGUAACGAAAGGAAAUUUCUGAAGCGUCAUCUCUUUUUGGGACAACUUUUACUGUGAGAUGUCAUAUGUGGCUCUAAUACUAGGAGUUACUAUCGCAAGUGAAAUGCUGCCUGGGAGAAAGAUUUGGUGCGCAUACCUGCUCAACAGUUGUAUUUGCGCGUUACGAGAUAGGAUUUAAGCUUAAAUCAUUCUGCCAAAAAACGUAUGCUAGUCAAUAGUAUUUAAAUUAAAUUUGUUUUUGAAUAUAAAAUCAAAUUGCGAUUGCUAUAAUAUAAAGAGAAGCGCCGAAUCGAAGAUAGAAACGAUAUUGAACUGAUGGCUAUGGCACAUAAUUAUAGUCAUAAAGUGGAU